GGUAUUUUCUUCAGACUUUUACAAGUUUUUGCUUAACAAUCAACCUAUAUGUCCUUAUAUUAAUUCCCUGCGAAUAUUCUCAUUUUAUUUGGAAGAUUCUAGGUCACAGCAGCACCAUCAUGGGAUCCAUGGAAGUGUACAACACAUCCUCUACAGACUUCACCUUGAUGGGACUGUUCAACAAGAAGGACAUCUCAGGCCUUCUCUUUGCCAUUGUCUCUAUCAUCUUUUUCACUGCAUUGAUGGCCAAUGGGAUUAUGAUCUUCCUGAUCCACACUGAUUCACGACUGCACACUCCUAUGUACUUCCUUCUCAGCCAUCUCUCCUUCAUUGACAUGAUGUAUAUCUCCACGAUUGUGCCCAAGAUGCUGGUUGAUUAUCUGCUGGGUCAAAGAACCAUAUCCUUUAUGGGGUGCACAGCUCAGCACUUCCUCUACCUCACCCUUGUGGGAGCUGAGUUCUUCCUACUGGGCCUCAUGGCCUACGACCGCUAUGUGGCCAUCUGUAACCCCCUUCGCUACCCUGUCCUUAUGAGUCGCCAGGUCUGUUGGAUGAUCAUAGCAGGUUCCUGGUUUGGAGGCUUUUUGGAUGGCUUCCUUCUAACUCCCAUAACCAUGACCUUUCCUUUCUGCAACUCCCGGGAAAUUAACCAUUUCUUUUGUGAGGCACCUGCAGUCUUGAGUUUGGCAUGUGCAGACACAGCCCUCUAUGAAACAGUAAUGUAUGUGUGCUGUGUCCUGAUGUUGCUGAUUCCUUUCUCUGUGGUGAUUGCUUCUUAUGCCCAAAUCCUGACCACAGUCCACCACAUGAGUUCAGUUGAGGGAAGAAAGAAGGCAUUUGCCACCUGUUCAUCUCACAUGACAGUAGUGACCUUGUUCUAUGGGGCUGCCAUGUACACCUACAUGCUGCCACACUCUUACCAUAACCCAGCGCAGGAUACAGUCUUCUCUGUGUUCUACACAAUCCUUACACCAAUGCUGAAUCCACUCAUCUACAGUCUGAGGAACAAGGAUGUGACUGGAGCUCUGAAGAGGGCAAUGGGCAGGUUCAAAUGUACACAAAAAGUGUCAGGAGAUGUGUUUUGA
This is a messenger RNA of Prionailurus viverrinus (fishing cat), 1085 nucleotides long. RefSeq names its product olfactory receptor 2T1. Gene Ontology annotation, molecular function: olfactory receptor activity; G protein-coupled receptor activity. Gene Ontology annotation, cellular component: membrane. Gene Ontology annotation, biological process: G protein-coupled receptor signaling pathway. The record is from RefSeq and is a predicted model, not a curated record. The transcript has a single exon. The coding region runs from base 120 to 1085 and encodes 321 amino acids. NCBI's taxonomy places the organism in Eukaryota, Metazoa, Chordata, Mammalia, Carnivora, Felidae.